AUUUUCUCAUAAGCCUGGAACAGUAAACACUGUGAUAUUUCAUACACCAUCAGGCUUAAGAACAGAAAUAAGCACUCCAAAUACUGUAUUCUUUAUUGCAUUUUUGAGCAAACAUGAUCAAAUUGUUGUCUGUUCAACGGAUAGUGGUAAAGUUAAAGUUCAAUUAUGGGAUUGUUGGAGUGGAAUAUUGAUUAAAGAAGAAAAUCAUCCGAAUCUUGAUAUGGAUUUACCUCUCCUUUUUCUCGAUGAUCAAUUUGUCCAUGCGAUUGGAAAUAAAAUUGUCAAAUACCCUUUAUUUCCUAAUAAUAAUUAUAAAGAAGAUCAAAUGAACACCGAAGAAUUAUUACUUGGAAAAGAACAAUUUCUUCCAAACAAAAAAUUAAAAUUAGUUUCAUCGAUCGAACCAAAUUUCGCCGGAAACUCUAUAUGUUCGAUUUGUAUUCAUAAAAAAGAAAAAAUGAUUUGUAAAUUUAAAUUUGAACCUUGGAGGAAGUGGGGGACAGCCGAUCUAUUUAUGAAAUGGUUGGAUAAAGAUGGAAAUCGAAUUUUAUUGGCAGGAUACAAUAGUAUUCAGAUAUACAAAACGAAACCAAAAGGUUCAUUGUUGAGAGUUGAAUUACAAUACAUGUGGACGGUUCCAUUUUAUAAAAAUGCUGGUAUCAAUUCUUUAUCUUUGGAGACUCUGAAAACUCUGCAAGACGAAAAUGACGAAAAUGAUGAUAAUGACGAACCAUCUUAUCUUCUUAAAAUACAACUUACAAAUUCUGAAACAAUAAUUCUUCCACUUCCUGCGACAAAUGAUAAGAUUACGUAUCAGAUUUUCAUUGAUGCGUGCGCGUCCAUACACUUUAUACGUCUAUUUCUUAAUGAAGAUUUAUCAUAUGUCUCACAUUGGGAUAUUUAUGCUCAAUUAAAAAAAUUAAUCCUAAAUUCAAUAGAUAAAUUCCCUUCGUCAUUUAACAAAAUAUCUUUAGGUCAUGAUCAAUACGUAUAUCCCAUGGAAGACUUUAUAUUGUUUAAAUGGGAUAACAUAGUUGAUGAAAUUUUAAUUAAAGAACAUUAUAUUCCAUUAUUUCACAAUGAAGAACGAACUGAAAGUGUUUUAGCUUUGUUGAUUAAGUUUCGAAAAUCUGAUCUUAUUGAUCACUUGAUUUCUUAUAUUAUACGUCACGUACGUGAUCGUAAUAUGCCGUCGCAUAGUAAAUCAAAAGCGUCAUCAAAUACUUUGAAAAUUCAGCAGCCCGGAUUUGCAUGGACGAUCAGUGCGGUAUUAUUAGAUUUAUAUCAAUAUUAUCCAGAUAAAUGUAUUAAAAUAAUGAAAGAAUGGAGUUAUUUUACAACUUCAUUGGAGACUCCCACUCGAACUUUACUAACUGAUUUAGGAGACCCAUCAAAGAUCGAGGAAAGAAGUUUUCAUCAAGGAUUGAAAGCUGUCUCUCAAAAAUUACAUUUACCAAAAGAACCAAUUCGUCAAUCAAUGUUAAAACGAAUAAUUUCCAAAUUUUCAUUUGGUAACAAAUAUUCCACAAAUUCUAACAUUGCACAGACAACUUCUUAUCCAGCAAGACUUUGUGUUGUUCCAUUGCCAGAUUUUUGUAUUUAUCCUGCACCUCCAAAACUUAAAGAUAAUGCCCCUUUUCGAGAACGUGUACAAAAAUUUUGGGAAACAUAUGUUUCGCCAAAGAGAUUAAGCCCGUUUGCCGAGGCGGCUUUACAUGGGCGAGUGGAUAUGUUUAGUGAAGUUGCUAUGGAGGCUAUUAUUAAAUUUAAAUGGGGAAAAUAUGCACGCAAGAGAUUCUUAUUAAUGUUCUAUGCCUAUCUAAUAUACGCGUUUCUAUUCUGUGUAACUGUCAGUAUCUACCCUAUAUUAGUACCUGACGAUCAUGAAAAUUUAAAAAUAUUUUUAUUUGGCAUUGUGAUAGCCUUUUCAAUAUUAUUUUUAAUUCAAGAAAUUCGCCAAAUGAUGGGCCGAUGGAAAAACUAUUGGAGAAGCAUAUUUAAUUAUUUAGAUUUGGCAAGUUCUAGUUUGCCAUUAGUUACUUGUUCAUUAGCAAUUAGUAAAAAUGAACCACAUGAUUCAUUAAAAAGUUAUGCAAUUUUAGUUGUCUGGAUGAAUAUGCUUCUUCUAUCACGUGCAUUCGCUGGUCCAGGAAUGUUCAUUUCUAUAAUUUUAGAAAUCAUAAAAAGGAAUUCCAACAUGAUUUUGAACUUUUUUUUAACUUUGACAUUCAUGGUUGUUGUAAGUGAUAUAACGAUCCCCCAUUUUUCUGGCAUAAUAACAAACUCAACAACUGGUCAAGAAAUUGGUCAUUUAGAUCUAAGUCAACCAAUAAAUUUGUGGUGGUCAACUUUUCCUUGGGCAAUGUUUUCUACAUAUAAAUUUCUAGGUGUUGGAUGGGAAAGUAUAACUGUUUUUGACCCCGAAUGGGCAUUGCUUUUUAUGAUUUUCUUGUUUAGUUUAAUUAUUGAAGUAUUCAGUGGGUCUCUCAAAAAUGGUCGUCCGGCUUGGCAACGCCACCGAGCCCAGUUAAUCACCGAAAUCGAAUUAUAUUCCUUUACCCCUUCACAACGUUAUCACGCAGAAUGGUUUCCUCAUUUAAUAUACUAUGAAAGUCAUUUAGAUUCCAUUCUGGAAUGGAGACAACAAUUACAUCGAGCAGCAAUGGACGAUGUUAAUGCGGAUUUCAUAAAGAAUGAAUUGAGAGAAGUAAAAUCUGAUAUAAUUGGAGAAUUGAAAGAG
Dentiscutata heterogama is the source of this 2740-nucleotide messenger RNA. The record is from the annotation of a GenBank genome assembly. NCBI's taxonomy places the organism in Eukaryota, Fungi, Glomeromycota, Glomeromycetes, Diversisporales, Gigasporaceae.